AUGGCACCGCUGGCGCUGUCCCCGUCCCCGUCGCUGUCCCCCCACCUUCCCAUUCCCGCGGGAUUCCGCGCCGGGAACGAUCCUGCCCCGCCACCUUCCAGCCGGCAGAAUUCCCGGGAAAAGGACAUCCGGAACACGGUGGGGAACAUUCCCAUGGAAUGGUACCAGGAUUUCCCACACGUCGGAUACGACCUGGACGGGAGGAAAAUCUUCAAACCCCUGCGGAGCAAGGACGAGCUGGACCUGUUCCUGGAGAAGAUGGAAAACCCGGAAUACUGGCGCACGGUGCAGGACAGACAGACGGGGGCGGAGGUGGCUCUGUCGGAGGAGCAGCUGGAGCUGGUGCGGCGCCUGCAGCGGGGGCACUUCGGGGACGUCACCUUCGACCCCUACGAGCCGUCCGUGGAUUUCUUCAGCCACGAGGUGCGGAUCCACCCGGUGACCAACCGGCCCGCCGACAAACGGAGCUUCAUCCCCUCCCUGGUGGAGAAGGAAAAGGUCUCCAAGCUGGUGCACGCCAUCAAGAUGGGCUGGAUCCAGCCGCGGAAGCCGCGGGAGAGCGUUCCCGCCUUCUAUGACCUGUGGGCGCGGGAGGAGCCCGGCUCCGUGCUGGGCCGGCACAAGAUGCACGUCCCCGCGCCCAAGCUGCCGCUGCCCGGCCACGCCGAGUCCUACAACCCCCCCCCGGAAUUCCUGCUCAGCCCCGAGGAGCGCCUGGCCUGGGAGCAGCAGGACCCAUCGGAGCGGCGCCUGCCGUUCCUCCCGCGGCGCUUCCCGAGCCUGCGCGCCGUUCCCGCCUACCCGCGCUUCAUCCACGAGCGCUUCGAGCGCUGCCUCGACCUCUACCUCUGCCCCCGCCAGCGCAGGAUGAGGGUCAACGUGGAUCCCGAGGAUCUCAUUCCCAAACUUCCCAGGCCCAGGGAUCUGCAGCCCUUCCCCACCACCCAGGCCCUGAUUUACCGCGGCCAUUCCAGCCUGGUGCGGACCCUGAGCGUCUCCCCCAGUGGGCAGUGGUUGGUGUCAGGCUCGGACGACGGCUCGGUGCGGUUCUGGGAGGUGAGCACGGCGCGCUGCCUGCGCACGCUGACCCUCGGCGCCGUGGUCAAGAGCGUGGCCUGGAACCCCAACCCCUCCAUCUGCCUGGUGGCCGUGGCCGUGGAUGAGCAGGUGCUCCUGGUGAAUCCGGGCCUCGGGGACCGGCUGCUGGUGGCAGCCACGGAUCAGCUCCUGGAUUCCUGGGAAGCUCCGGAGGAGGAGCGGGUCCAGCCGGUCCGGUGGAUCCCGGCCAGCCCCGAGGAGCGCGGGAAGGGGAUCCGGCUGCUGGUGCAGCACAGCAAGCCGGUGAUGCAGGUGACGUGGCACGGCAAGGGCGACUACUGGGCCUCGGUGGUGCGGAACCCGGGCAGCCGGCAGGUGCUGAUCCACCAGAGCAGCCGGCGCUGGAGCCAGGAUCCCUUCCGGAAGAGCCCCGGGAUGAUCCAGUGCGUGCAGUUCCACCCGCUCCGGCCCUACUUCCUGGUGGCCUCCCAGCGCUCCGUGCGCAUCUACAACCUGCUGCGCCAGGAGCUCACCAAGAAACUCCAGAGCAACUGCCAGUGGAUCUCCAGCAUGGCCGUGCACCCCGGAGGGGACAACGUGAUCUGCGGGAGCUACGACAGCAAGCUGGCCUGGUUUGACCUGGACCUGUCCACGCGGCCCUACCGGCUGCUGCGGCACCACGGCCGCGCCGUGCGCUCGGUGGCGUUCCACCGGCGCUACCCGCUCUUCGCCUCCGCCUCCGACGACGGCUCCGUCAUCGUCUGCCACGGCAUGGUCUACAAGUACGGCACGAUCCCGAUCCCGGGAAUCCAUCUGGGGCAUCCGCGGGAUCCAUUGAUUGAUGGGAUUGGUGGAUGAUUGAUUGAUUGAUGGGAUUUGUUUGUGGGAUUUGAUGGGAUUCAUUGAUGGGAUUUGUUCGUGGGAUUCAUUGAUGGGAUUUAUGGGAUUCAGUGAUGGGAUUGAUGGGAUUCAUUGAUGGGAUUCAUUGAUGGGAUUGAUGGGAUUCAUUGAUGGGAUUAAUUGAUGGGAUUUAUGGGAUUCAGUGAUGGGAUUGAUGGGAUUCAUUGAUGGGAUUCAUUGAUGGGAUUGAUGGGAUUCAGUGAUGGGAUUCAUUGAUGGGAUUUAUGGGAUUCAGUGAUGGGAUUGAUGGGAUUCAUUGAUGGGAUUUAUGGGAUUCAGUGAUGGGAUUGAUGGGAUUCAUUGAUGGGAUUCAUUGAUGGGAUUUAUGGGAUUCAGUGAUGGGAUUCAUUGAUGGGAUUUAUGGGAUUCAGUGAUGGGAUUCAUUGAUGGGAUUUAUGGGAUUCAGUGAUGGGAUUGAUGGGAUUCAUUGAUGGGAUUCAUUGAUGGGAUUGAUGGGAUUCAUUGAUGGGAUUAAUUGAUG
Serinus canaria (Common canary) is the source of this 2419-nucleotide messenger RNA. RefSeq names its product BOP1 ribosomal biogenesis factor (gene BOP1). The coding region runs from base 1 to 1896 and encodes 631 amino acids. Gene Ontology annotation, cellular component: PeBoW complex; preribosome, large subunit precursor. The transcript is spliced from 15 exons. NCBI's taxonomy places the organism in Eukaryota, Metazoa, Chordata, Aves, Passeriformes, Fringillidae. Gene Ontology annotation, molecular function: ribonucleoprotein complex binding; protein binding. The record is from RefSeq and is a predicted model, not a curated record. Gene Ontology annotation, biological process: ribosome biogenesis; maturation of LSU-rRNA from tricistronic rRNA transcript (SSU-rRNA, 5.8S rRNA, LSU-rRNA).